Molecule: messenger RNA, 3569 nt
Organism: Aphidius gifuensis
Lineage: Eukaryota; Metazoa; Arthropoda; Insecta; Hymenoptera; Braconidae
Product: neuropeptides capa receptor-like
Exons: 5
Coding region: 1084-2451 (455 amino acids)
Biological process (GO): neuropeptide signaling pathway
Cellular component (GO): plasma membrane
Molecular function (GO): neuromedin U receptor activity
Source: RefSeq, a predicted model, not a curated record
CAGUAUCAAAGUGAUCUUGAGCCACACGAGAACACUCUCUGUCAACAUAUCAUUUAAAAUAUAUUUCAUUUUAAAAUUAUCCAUUUGUUAUUCAACAUAACAUUAAAAAACUUUUCCAAAUCAAAAUAUCACUACACAUUUAUUUUAUCUGGCUUUUUUUUUUUCAUUUUUUUUUCCACUUGAUUCAAUUUAUUCAUGAGAUUUUAUAGCAAAGAAAAUGAAAAAAAAAAAAUUGUCAUACUGUGAAAUUCAGCAAGGAUGAUAAUAAAGGACAAAAAAAAGUGCAAAAAUAAAAAAAAUAGACAGUGAAUAAUAAAGAGAAGGAAGAUCAAUGAAAAAUAUUUUGAAAAAAAUUUUUUUUUUUAAAUCUUUUGUGUUAAUUCAAGGUGACAGUUAUCGUAAUUAUUUUUUUUUUUUUAUCAAAUGUUGUUUAGUGAAGCUGAUAUUCAUUGAUAUACAAUAUAUAAAUUGAAAAAUAAAUUAUUCAAAAAGUAAAUAUAUACAUUGUGUUUAAAAGUUGAAUUCAAGUUGAAUAAAAUUUGGUUAUAUUAUUGAAAUACGAGUCAAAGUGCACUUUUUAUUGACUCUAUUAUUAAAAUAAAUUUGAUGAUUUUUAUGGAUCAAUGAUCUAUAAUACUACAACGCAAAGACAAAAAUAUUUUUUAUCCAAAAAAUUGUUUUUCUUGUAAUCUUUAUCACGUGUCAGUCAGUUUGAUGCAAAAAAUUAUCUGACUGGAUUUUAAAUGUGAUCACGUUCUAGUCUCCAGAGGCAUUGACUAAAAAAAAUUCUAUUCACUCAUCACGACACUCAAGCUUGAUGAUACCUCUGAGACAAUUUUCCAUUGUGUAUUUUUUUCCUACAACUAUAUCAUUUUAAUCUAAAAAUACCUGCUCCAAUAAAUAUAUACACGGUAUUUAUUUAAAAAUGAUUAAAAAAUGAUCAAUCAAGAUAUUCAACAAAGCAUGAAACAACAAUUAUUUAUUAUAAAAUGAAAAUACGAAAAAAAAUAUUUAAACUACGUUAUAAUUAAUUUAAAAAAUAUCUAUUUUAUUGAUUGAGUAUUGAAUAGCUAAUUUCUAAACAUGGAUAUAACAUCAUCUGAAGAAGUUGAGUUUGAAAAUUUUUGGGAUUCAUUGAAAAAUGAAAAUUUAACAGAAGCUGAUUACUUGACAAGAAUAUUAGGACCAAAACAAUUACCUUUGAGAAUAAUUAUUCCUUUGACAUUAGCUUAUGUUACGAUAUUUUUAAGUGGCGUCAUUGGAAAUAUAAUAACUUGUACUGUUAUUAUUAAAAAUUCAAUAAUGCAUACAGCAACUAAUUAUUAUUUAUUUAGUUUGGCAAUAUCUGAUCUUAUUCUUCUCAUUUUAGGCUUACCAAAUGAAUUGAGCUGUGUUUGGCAACAAUAUCCAUGGGAACUUGGUGUUGCACUUUGUAAAAUUCGUGCAUAUGUUUCCGAAAUGUCCUCAUAUGUAUCUGUUUUAACAAUUGUUGCAUUUUCAAUGGAACGUUAUUUGGCAAUUUGCCAUCCAUUUCGUGCUCAUGCAAUGAGUGGAUUAAAAAGGCCAAUUAUCAUAAUAUCAGCAGCAUGGAUUAUUGCAAUUAUAUCAGCAAUACCAUUUGCAAUAUAUACAAAUGUAAACUACAUCGAGUAUCCUCCUGAUUCUGGUAAUAACUCAGCUGAUUCAGCAAUAUGUGCAAUGUUACUACCAGACAUGCCAAAUUUUCCACUGUACGAAUUGAGCUGUAUUGUUUUUUUUUUAAUUCCAAUGUUUGUCAUGCUUGCUGUCUACAUAAGAAUGGGCCUAAAAAUACGAGAAAGCGCUAAAAAUAAACUCAAUUGUGACGGUGAAUAUUCGGCACAUCUAGACUCUCAGCAAGUUCAAUCGAGAACAAGUAUUAUCAGAAUGCUGAGCGCAGUUGUAUUUUCAUUUUUUCUUGCAUGGUGUCCUUUUCAUGCUCAACGAUUGCUCUAUGUCUACGCUCUGGAGGCUGAUUACUAUCCUGAUCUAAACGAAUGGCUCUACAUACUCGGUGGUUUUCUCUACUAUUUUAGCACAACAGUAAAUCCAAUUCUCUACAAUCUCAUGAGUUUAAAAUAUCGAAAAGCAUUCAAAGACACAGUUUUAUGUAAAAAACAAUUUAGAAGAGGAACAUUUAGUAAUGUUGAUGAUAGAAAAAUCAUUUGUAAAUGUUUGACUGAUGUAAAAUCACAUCCUAAAAAUUCUCGAUGUUCUGUUAGGUGUAAAAUCAAUAAUGAUACAUUUAAAAAACACGAGUCAAAAAUUAUUAUGCAGAAUAAAAUUGAUCAUAUUGAUUGCACAAAUGAUUGUGAUGAAAAUUUUAAUGCUAAACUUUUGCCGAAUCAACAUUUAUUUGUUAAUCAACAGAGUAGUAAUGAAAGCACAUCUGCAAAUAAAAUUAGUGAAUCAUCAGCAAGUAGUUUUUUAUGAAAAGAUUUGUUAUUUAUUAAUUUAUUUUAUUGGAUUUUUCAAAUAUUGUAAAAAGUGUAAUUUAAAUUUAAUAAAUAUUUUUAUUAUAUGUGUAGUCACUGUGUGUAAUAAUAAGGAUAAUUUUAUUAUUAAAAUAUUUAUUUUUCAUUUGUUCUUGAAUGACAUCAUCAAGAUGAGAGAAAAUAUUUUAUUAGAUUCAGUGAAAAAUUGAGAGACGUGGUGAAAUUGUGGGAAAUUAAAAUUGACUGUUACUGACUAUUUGUCUCUUUAAAUUUAUAUCUUCAAAAAAAAAUAUUUUUAUUGGAAUUUUUUGUGCCUAAAUUAUUAAGAUUUUUACUUUCUAUAAUUCUGGAAAUUUUUAAAAAAAUUCUUCAAUGCGUUUAAUUAGUAGGAAAAUAAUAACAUUGAAAUCUUCAAACAUCAACUUACUUUAAUUUGGCUUAAUAAAUUUAUAUCUCUGAAAAAAAAUAUUUUUCCUGGAAUUUUUUAAGCUUCAAUUAUUCAUAAUACUUUCCCUAAUUAUCCUGUAAAUUUUGAGAACAAUCCUUUCCAUUUAAUUACCGGAAAAAAAUUAACAUUAAAAUUCUACAAGUGACAUAAUAAAAAUAAAUGAAAUAUCGUAUACUAUUUGGCUUAUUAAAUUUAUAUCUCUCAAAAAAACUGUCGGCAACAUACAAAAUGAAUAUUUUUCUAUGAAAAAAAAAAAUAGAAAAACACAAUUUACAGGAACCGGAAUGUUGGGUAGAGCUUUUAUGCUCAACUAAACUGACUGUGGUCGAUAAGAAAUGAUUAGUUCAUCUGAAAACAGAAUUCACAUUGAAUAGAGCAAAUAAAAAUGUCAAUGCGUCAGUGUAAAACAAAUUUAGUAGAAAAAAAUAAAGUUCUUUGAAUGUUUUUUGCCAACGGGCUUAUUGAAAAAAAAAAAUAUUAUUUAUAUAACAUUCGACAAAUAGAGAAAAGUUAGAAGAAAAAUCCAAUCAAUUUUCAAAAAACAUGUGUAAGUAAAUGAAAGUAAUGUAAAUUGUAAAUUCCAAUAUAAUGUAUAAAUAUUUAUAAAAAAAAAAUUUUAAUCGUCAGAGAAUUCAAUAAAGGUGUCACAUUUAACCGAAAAUGUUUGC